Micropterus salmoides (largemouth bass) is the source of this 2275-nucleotide messenger RNA. Its product is annotated as gap junction Cx32.2 protein-like. The transcript is spliced from 3 exons. The coding region runs from base 152 to 898 and encodes 248 amino acids. NCBI's taxonomy places the organism in Eukaryota, Metazoa, Chordata, Actinopteri, Centrarchiformes, Centrarchidae. The record is from RefSeq and is a predicted model, not a curated record. Gene Ontology annotation, biological process: cell communication. Gene Ontology annotation, cellular component: connexin complex.
AGCUCACACUGUUGCGCAAUUUCAUCAGAACUAAAGUUCAAGGUACCAUAGACAGGUCUGAUUUAGUGCACUGGGCUCUUUAUCAUUCAACUGAACUGUUGGUGACUGGUCUGUUUGUCUGCACAGAGUCCUUUUACAUUCAAAAGAGACCAUGGGAGAAUGGGGUUUUCUGUCCUCUCUACUGGACAAGGUCCAGUCCCACUCCACCGUCAUAGGGAAGGUCUGGCUGAGUGUGCUGUUUAUCUUCAGGAUCAUGAUCCUUGGAGCCGGAGCAGAGAAGGUGUGGGGCGAUGAACAGUCGAAUAUGAUUUGUAACACAAAACAGCCUGGUUGCAAGAACGUCUGCUAUGACCACGCCUUCCCAAUCUCACACAUUCGAUUCUGGGUCCUCCAGAUUAUCUUCGUCUCAACACCAACGCUGAUCUACCUUGGUCAUGUCAUCCACAUUAUCCACAAAGAAAAUAAAAUGAGAGAGUAUAUACAGACCCACUCUAGUAGCGAAAUCGUCAAAGUUCCCAAGUACUCUGAUGAAAAAGGCCACGUUAAGAUUAAAGGCAACCUGCUGGGUAACUACAUAACCUCCAUAUUUUUCAGAAUCCUUCUGGAGGUAGCGUUCAUUGUGGGGCAGUAUUAUCUGUAUGGGUUUAUCAUGGACCCAAGAAUCGUCUGCUCCAGAGCACCUUGUCCCUUCACUGUAGAGUGCUACAUGUCCCGACCCACAGAGAAGACCAUCUUCAUCAUCUUCAUGCUUGUAGUCUCCUGCAUCUCUCUUCUACUCAACGUAGCAGAGCUCUUCUACCUGGCGUGUUUUCGCACAUCUAGACGAAGGUUUAAAACACUGCCGUCCACUGCUAUUUCCAUUCACCCACUUUUAAAAGGUGACAGGGAUGGAAAAUGAGAAGCUUACUCUCCAUAAUGCCAAUCACAGUACAGUAAUUUAGAUCCAAUGUGCAAAAUUUAAACAGCCGCAUAGUUACCAAAAAAAAAAGAAAAAAAAAAGUGACUAACAGGGCUAAAUCCACAAAAGACCGUAGCUCACAUGUGUAUAAAUUACACAAUGUGAUACUUCAAAAAGACCUGAAAAUGAAGCAAAUUUGGAAAUGUAUUAGGAGACUAUUUGUGAAUAGUUACAAGCAUUCAUAUAUUUAAAAAUGUGAUUAUACGAUAGUGUCAAUGAAGCAAACUUUUAAAAUUUGUUAAGGACAAAAGUGAGUUUUUGUGUGCCAGCUGUGACAUUCGCAGAAGUCAUUAAUUCUGCUGUGGUCUGUGACUACAUGGCUUGAUGUCAGAGGGACAUGACCCUAUAACUUGACUUGACUGCAGAUAGCUCUGUGUCUCUGUACCAAUUUGCUUUGGCCAAAAGCCAUUUUGUAAUGCUACAACCUUUUUAUGUUCUAAAGCAGUGCUGAGGUGCCAGUAUACUUUUUAAAUUUAUAUUUUCCGUUUAUUAUAUAAUUUGCUGGCAUGACUUUUAAAACUGUAAAUAUUUGAAUUGAAUUACAAAUAAUUUGUUUUUUCAUGUUUAAUAUGACUGUAUGUGCCUUGUGUUUGUAAAUUAUUGUAAAAAAAAAAAGAGUACUGAGGAAAGGGUACACAAGGGGAGUCCAAGUAAUUUUCAAACUGCCUCUCAGUUUUUGUUUCAUUAUCACUGUUGUUACUCAACAUACUCAUGCAUAAUUAAUUAUUUCUGUUCCCAGGUGUCACUGAAAUUACAUUUAACCUACUAUCACUAAUUUAGUAACAGAAAAACAAUUUUUGAAAAACCUCUAUUGGAUAUUGUAUUAAAAUAAUCACAUCAGAGGAGAAAUAAAGAUGUAAAUAGUCAGAUAUAGAAUAUAGAUCAAUAUCACCAGAAAGUAUGUUGUACAAUCUCUGUAAAUUAUUGCUGAUUUAGUUUACUGUAACUUAUGGAGUUAAUGCAACGUAACUACAAGGAUCACACAGCUCUAAAGCUCUAAAGGUGAUAUGAAUAAUAUUUAUUGUAUUUUUUUAUUUUUAUAUUUAUAAUUUCAUCAAACUAAUCACAAUAUAAGUAAAAUCACAACAUUUUUAUUGUACAAGCAUUUGUUGUAUUUCCUCCACACCUAUGUCAGCGGUUUUUAACAUCUUUAACUCUUUCUUUUGCUUUUACACUCGCAAAUGUACAGUAUGGUUCAGUGUCACCUUGUAACCAGCAACAGGAUGUUGUCAGCAAAGAGAAGGUGCUAUAUCUGCUCAGCACCACACAGCAGACAAAGCUGAUGCAAAAAUAAAGUUGAACUUCUAGCAAGCUACA